Andrographis paniculata is the source of this 2289-nucleotide messenger RNA. RefSeq names its product dynamin-related protein 4C-like. The transcript has a single exon. Bases 133 to 2148 code for a protein of 671 amino acids. NCBI's taxonomy places the organism in Eukaryota, Viridiplantae, Streptophyta, Magnoliopsida, Lamiales, Acanthaceae. The record is from RefSeq and is a predicted model, not a curated record. Gene Ontology annotation, molecular function: GTPase activity; microtubule binding; GTP binding. Gene Ontology annotation, cellular component: microtubule; membrane; cytoplasm.
CUGUAUGUAUGUAUACUGUAUGUACGUCCGACCCUCUUUAUAAAUGGCUCCUUCAUCUUCUCCAGACAAAAAAACACACACACUAAUAAUUAUAAGUAUUCAUUACUAUUGCUCAGUCGCUUAAUCCCAACCAUGUCCUGCAAGAACAGCAGAAAUUCUUCUUCAGACAUGAUUCAGCAGAAGAUGGCGCACGUUAGCAUCCAAGAAGCAGCAGCAGCGGCGCCUAUUGUAUCCUCGUACAACGACAGGAUCCGCCCCCUCCUCGACGCCGUCGACCGCCUCCGCAACCUUAAGAUAAUGCAAGAAGGCAUCCAGCUCCCGACCAUCGUCGUCGUCGGCGACCAAUCCUCCGGCAAGUCCAGCGUCCUCGAGUCCCUCGCCGGAAUCAGCCUCCCCAGAGGACAAGGAAUCUGCACCAGGGUCCCUCUCAUUAUGCGUCUGCAGAAUCAUUCUUCCCCAAACCCUGAAUUCUUCUUAGAGUACGACGGAAAAGUUGUCCAGACAGACGAGGAAAAUAUCCCCAACUCCAUUGUAAUGGCGACCGAUGAAAUCGCCGGAGAUGGAAAGGGGAUUUCCGACAAUCCGCUAACCCUAACCGUGAAAAAAAACGGCGUUCCUGAUCUUACCAUGGUGGAUCUUCCUGGAAUCACUCGAGUUCCUGUCCACGGACAGCCAGAGGAUAUAUACGAACAGAUUUCGAGCAUAAUCAUGGAGUACAUUACUCCUGAAGAGAGUAUUAUCCUAAAUGUUCUGUCGGCGAGCGUCGACUUCACUACCUGCGAGUCGAUAAGGAUGUCGCAGCGCGUGGACAAGACGGGGCAGAGGACGCUGGCCGUCGUGACUAAAGCAGAUAAAGCUCCGGAAGGCCUGCUGGAGAAGGUAACCGCCGAUGACGUCAACAUAGGCCUUGGCUACGUCUGUGUAAGAAAUCGAAUUGGGGAAGAAACCUACGAGGAAGCCAGAGGGGAAGAAUCCAGAUUGUUCGAGAAACAUCCUCUUCUGUCGAAGAUCAGCAAAUCGAUGGUAGGGAUUCCUGUGUUGGCACAAAAACUGGUUCAGAUUCAGGCGACCAUCAUCGUGAAAUGCCUGCCGGACAUUGUGAAGAAGAUCGACGAAAAGCUGACGUGGAACAUCGAAAGCGUUAACAAAUUGCCCAAAGUUCUUACCUCAGUGUCUGAUGCUCUGACUUCGUUCAUGAGUAUCAUCGGCUCUGCUAAGGAAUCUUUGAGGAAAAUCUUACUCAGGGGAGAGUACGAUGAAUAUCCCGAUGAAAAGGAAAUGCAUUCCAGUGCAAGAUUAGCUGAAUUGCUGGAUAAAUUUUCAGGCAAAAUUCAGGCAGAUCAUAUCGGUUCAGACAGUAAAAAUCAGUUCUUGAUCGAUGAAAUCAGUGUCUUGGCCGAGGCGAAAUCGAUCCAGCUGCCGAAUUUCUUGCCAAGAACUGCUUUUCUUACACUUCUUCAGAGGAAGAUCAAGUGUGUGUCUGCAAUGCCAUUCGAGUGCGUAGACAGCGCUUGGACAUACAUAGGAAACGUCGUUGUUUCGGUGCUAAUGAAGCACGCGGAGAAUUAUCCGCAGCUUGUUGUCCCGACGAAAAGGGCGGCGCAGAAUCUCAUUGCAAGAAGGAAGCAGCAUUUGAUCGAUAUGAUGAAGGAUCUGAUCGAAAUGGAGAAGCUUACGGACUACACGUGUAAUCCCGAAUACAUGGUUUUAUGUAAUAAGUUCAUAUCUUUCCAACCUCAAUUGAUGAGGAUUAUGGAGGAUUAUUACCAGCCGUCGAAGCUUUGCAUCGACGACUACGGUGAGGUUGACGUGGCACAUUUAAGGAGCCAGGGGCGAGUCGUGCAAGAAGCUUUCGAUCUGAAAAUGAGGCUUGUCGCGUACUGGAAAGUUGCGUUGAAACGAAUGGUGGAUAAUUUGGCGUUGCAUAUGAUGUUCGGGAUUAAUAAUCUCGUGAAUAAGGAUUUGGAGAAGGAAAUAAUCGAAGAAGUUAUGGGGAAAGACGGGCGGGGACUCGAUCGAAUGCUCGGCGAGUCGCCGUCGAUUUCGGAGAAGAGAAAGAGGUUUAUGAACAGCAUAGAGCUGCUGAAGGAGUCCAAGGAUGUUGUCUCGGACAUCAUGGAUACAAUCGCUUCCGACGUUGAUUAUUAAUUAAUGGAUGGAUUGAAGGGAGGAUUGGAUUUCAGUUUUUAAGUAUGUUUUUAUUUGUAUUGGCGUUCAUGAUGGUGUGUUAGAUUUUGCUAAGUGUGCUGUUCAAAGUUCCAAAAUUAAACAUUGUCUUAAGUUUGAGAA